Drosophila obscura is the source of this 3851-nucleotide messenger RNA. RefSeq lists its product as uncharacterized. NCBI's taxonomy places the organism in Eukaryota, Metazoa, Arthropoda, Insecta, Diptera, Drosophilidae. The coding region runs from base 554 to 3076 and encodes 840 amino acids. The transcript is spliced from 4 exons. The record is from RefSeq and is a predicted model, not a curated record.
UUUCAUCGCAUUUUAUUUCUGUCUCUUGUGUAAAGCGCAACGUCGAGCGGACACGACACAGCCCCACCAGUGCCGAGCCGGUCAGAGCAGUGUGCCAGCAAAAACAACCAGCAAGCAAGCCCCAAACGAAAACGAGUUUCCAAUAAGGUAGCCAUAUUCAAUAUCGUAUCGAAUAAGCAUCACUAGGAGGUAUCCAAGUAGCACCGUUGGAUCGACGUCGUGGCCUAUAUCCAAAAUAGAUCAGCAGCAGCUGCAGCAAGCUGCAACGAACUGCAGACAGACUGAAGAGAGCAGAGCAGAGCGGAGCAGAGAAGCAUCUAUGAAUGUACCCAGUGCCGCCAUGUGAGAACUUAGUCCAAAGUCUAAGAGAAAAACUAGUUUUCCCAUUUGCGCGCUUAUGCUAAAUAAUAAUAAUAAAUAAGCGGAGUUUGUUGUUGACGGAGUCGAGUUCGCUGUACGCCAGAGACGAAAGACAAGAGACGAGAGACGCGAAACGAAAGAGUGACCCACAAAUACUGGUUUUCUUCAGCGGCCUGCGUGAGAACGUGCAGCAAUGGCCUCAACGGCAGGAACAACAACGGUCGUGGUUAAGCGGCCUGGACCGCCAGUACCACCAAGACCUAAAACUACAGUGACAGCUCCAGCUCCAGCCUUAGCAAAUACUCCUCCAAUCAUACAAAAGAAGCCCACAUUCGUAAGCCAACUUAGUAGUGCUGUGGGACGUACCCUGGUUUAUAAAUCGCCAGCGUUGAGUGUUCAGAAGAAACAGGCUCAAACGCAAACACCAACAUCGGCCGUGGGGAAACUCUCGGCAACAGCAGCGCCACCGCCGGCUACCAAGCCACUGAAACUGCGCAAAGCUCCCGAUGUACCCACAGCCAAGCCCAGGGACAGGGACUCUAUUGGUAGCAGUCCAGCAGUAGUCGUGACUGUUAAUCGUCACAAAUCGAUGAGUGUGGGCACCUCUAGUGCACACACCACUCCCCUCAAGGAGACUCGCCUAAGUCUUGGCAAGGUGGAUUUCGAAAGGUCUGGCCUCGGGCUACAGGCCACGUCCCAGCCGCUGCCAAAGCCGCGCAAGAUCGUUAAAUUGCCCGUAGCCACGCUGGAUGUGGAGGAUGUUCCAGCGUUCGUACUACCACCUGCGUCUACGCCAGCCCCCAGCAUCUUUCGACGAUCGAAAACCACGUUGGAUACCUUUCAGACAGCCACAGCAUCCUCCAGCAGUGGCAUGUCCUCCAACAGUGGGGGAUUCCUCGGUGGCCGGACCGUGGAGAUCAAGAACAAUUUGAAGAACGCCGCGGAGCGUCUCUUCUCAGAGAUAAUCAUUAACCAGAGUCAAAAGCAAUCCGUAGCCGAUACCACGAUCAUAACCAAACACGAGCGUGCUAUACAACAUCAAGCGGUGCUUCAGCAGAACCAGACCAUCCAGACACCCCAGACACCCCAGACACCCCAGACACCCCAGACAAACUGCAUGCGCAUCAAUGUCAAUGGGAGCUACGACAAGAUCCUGGCCAAUAGUCGCACGAACACUGUCAAGAGUUCGAUUAGCGUGGGCAAUACUCCCGAGAAGAAGCAAGCCUUCCAUGAGCUGCUCAUUUCCGAGUUGGCUGCAAUGCGCAAUAAGUCAUGCUCCCUGGAACAGCUGCCCACUAAAUCCCUGUCACUGGCGACUGUAGGCUCCCCCACAACCACAUUAACGCCCAGGAAAGAGAUAUCACGUCAUCGCUACAACUCAAUUGAUGAUGCCGAUGAUGCAGAGGACGUGGAUGCAGACAAUGUAGAGGAUGCAGACAGCGACGGGGACGAGGAACACACACUUACCACCUAUUCGGCCAACAAAUUGGGCAAGGAAAACACUGAGAUGGAGACUGAGGGCUCAUCUUCAGGAAGAAAGCGUUGCCCCUCGGGCUGCUCCUCAGAUUCGUCGCCGUAUGGGACGGAACGGUUGCAACGUAUCCGUACUUCAGACUGGAUUGAGGUGGGCGACAAUGGCACACAGGUCACGCUAACCAGUUGCCACAUUAGCCUCGAGGACUCUGGCAUGGAAGAUGAGGAACGGCUCGAUGAUAUGUCCUCAUCGGGAGUUGGCGAUAGCUGGGAUAGCGUCAAGGAAGCAGAGAGCGAAAAGCGUUCUCGCAGCGUAAAACGUGGAAUUUCCAUUAGUGCGCUGCCGCCCCUGCCAAAAUCCCUGAUUGGGUUUAACAAACUUCUCGGCUCCGAUUCGGGCCUGCUUCUCAGCGAUGGCGAUGUGGAGGCAGUGGCGCAGCCGGCGGCAGCACCGCAGCGGCUCAACAAUAACAACAUCAGCAGCAGCAGCGAGACGAACCAAAAACAUACGAAUAUAGAUAUCAAUUUAAGCAGUCAACAUAAGAGGGAAACAAAUGAUAAUAACGACAAUGAAAUUGAUAAAUCGACGCCGAAGGCAGCACCACCAGCAGCAGCAGCAACACUUGAAAUCAUAACUUCAUCAAAUUUAUGUGAAAACGGAAACAAAACCAUCACGACAUCAGCAUCACCUCCAGCAGCAAAAACAAGAGCCCCGAAUGUUUCACCUGCGAAGGAAAGUCCCAAUCUCAAUGCCAGCACUCUGGAUGACCAGAUAGCGACGCUGCGAAAGGAAAUGAACGGACUGCGUCAAUUGGAUCUCUCAUUGUUGUCUCAACUGUGGGUGCUGAACGAAUCUAUACAAGAGUUUCGAGCUAUGAUCGAGGAGCAAGAGAACGAAGAUGAAGACGAGGAGGAGGCUGACGAUUUGGGCGUUCAGAAUCAGGGCCAUUCGCCAACCCCUUCAUCCUACGAAUCAGUUAGCUCCGAAGGCGGCGCAGAUGUGGCUUCAGACGCUGUGCUGCAGACAAAGGCAAAGUGCCUUGGCACCAUACCAAAGGUCAUAACCACACAGCCGAAAAUUAUUAGGGAGCUGAUCUCACAGCAGCAGGAGCAGCAAGAUGCGAAGCAAAAGCCAGUGCCUAGAAUGCGGAGCGCACCACCUCCGCCACCGCCCACAGCCCUGGCCACAUCCAUGUCCAGCAUCGUGGCCACCAAGCCGACUGCCCCACCACGACCCACAUGAUGUUACUUUACAGACUUCCUCGCCGGAGUCAGGAUGGUCAUGUGUAAGGCGAUUGUGAGCAACGGGCCGCAGUCGUCGUCCUUGUGUAGCGCUGGAUCAUCCCUUGGACUGGGUGUGGCAAGUUUGUCGGACCAGAAACAUUGAAAAUGUAGGUGGCUGCUUCGUGCGUAGAUUGUAUACCCUGUAGUUUAUGUGUUUGAUCGAUUGAUGAGAUAUCUGAUCUUAAUGUUCGUUGCACGGAGAGUCGUUCAUAAUAGGUUCUUAAACAAACUACUUCUAAUUGCAAGUAUUUCUUGAAAUAUCGUUGAAAGUAUUUUCAGAGCGAAUAAAAACUCUGAAGUGAUUUCAAGGCAAUACUAUAAUAAGGCAUAAAUAACAUACAUAUUUACUUACCUCAAUACGAGUAUAAUCAAUAUAAUUCAACCAGCCCAACCUAAUCUAAUCGGUAGAAUCUUUAAGGCCAAACUAUAGGCUCUCGUACGGUAAGGAGGCCUUUGUGAUCUUCAGUUGUAAGUCUAUUGUAAAUUGUUUCUUACGUGUGUAAGCCUCCGGGUUCAGGCAUAACGGGUUCAACAUUAAAUUCGAUUGUAAUUGUAGCCCUUAGGACAAGCUUAGCUGUCAACAGAAUCAUCUCUUUAAUUUUAUUUGUGUUGCGGUUAAUUUCCAUUGUGCAUUUGACCAAUAACAUUUGUAUAUAUGCAAGAAUGUAAUACAUCCAUAUAAAGAAACAACAAAUAAACCAUCAAAGCAAAAACUGUCCCCUUCAUUUUUGGGA